Molecule: messenger RNA, 1677 nt
Organism: Westerdykella ornata
Lineage: Eukaryota; Fungi; Ascomycota; Dothideomycetes; Pleosporales; Sporormiaceae
Product: molybdopterin binding oxidoreductase
Exons: 4
Coding region: 436-1563 (375 amino acids)
Cellular component (GO): mitochondrion
Molecular function (GO): molybdenum ion binding; oxidoreductase activity
Source: RefSeq, a predicted model, not a curated record
CACAAACUUUAUUGGAACCACAUCACGAUGUCGCUAUCCGAAUCUGAACACUAGAGCCCUACUAGCCGCCGCCUGUGUACACGACAUUCCAUCUUAUUGGCGACGUGCGUUCGCCAACCAACCUUAGCCGCAUAUCCUGCACUGGCCACAGAGCCGUGGCUACCCGUCCUACUGACUUCACGUGGCCUACAUCGCAAUUGACAAACAUAAAGCUUUGUUAUUCCUUUUUCUCGAAUCAAUGCACUCUAGGAACUCGCGUGCUAGACUCUACUUCCGUCGGCAUUCCUUGCACGGGCCUCGUUUCGAAGCCAGGGUCUACCUCCGCGCCUAGCUAUAGUCACGACGAAUCGUACAACGGCUGAGCCCGAAAAGAUAGCCGCUUGUCCGCGCUCCCUUCCCUGCAUAGCACUCUUACAAAUACUCUUCACUUUCAUAAUGGUUCACCUCGAAUACUCUGUCGAAGAACCUCUAAACCGCGAACCCGAGCUCCCAACCCUCGUGUCCAGUUUCAUAACCCCCACCUCCUACGCAUACGACCGAAACCAUGGCCCGAUUCCACAUAUCGACGCGUCCACCCACCGCAUCACUGUGUCCGGGCACGUGCAGAAGGAGCUCUCGCUGUCGGUGGAGGAUCUGAAAGCUUUGCCGCAGAAGACGGUGAUCUGUGCGCUGCAAUGUGCGGGGAAUAGGAGGCACACCAUGAGGACGAAGUUGAAAGAGGUCAAUGGGGUGGAUUGGUUUGACGGGGCGGUUAUGAACUGUAGAUGGAGAGGGCCCCUUCUCUUAGAUGUCAUAUCCCUUGCCGGUAUCUCCCUGCCAGAAUCCGAACUUCCCCACGCCCACAUAACCUUCUCCUCUCACCAAACCCCCUGCCAAGACGACUCCUACUACGGCGCCUCCCUCCCCCUCCCCCGCGCCCUCUCCCCCUCCUCAUCCAUCCUCCUCGCUCUGGAAAUGAACGACGCCCCUCUCACCCCAAACCAUGGCGCCCCCGUCCGCGUAAUCACCCCUGGCAUCGCAGGCGCUAGAUCCGUAAAAUGGCUCGACAAGAUCGAAGUCUCGUUAAAGGAAAGCCCGAAUUAUUAUCAACAGCACGACUACAAGAUUCUGCCGCCGGAAGCGAAGGACAAGGAGAGCGCGGAGCAGUGGUGGGGCAAGGUAGAUGCCAUCAUGGAUAUGCCGGUGAAUUCUGUGGUUGCAGUUCCGGGGAGUGGUGAGAGGGUGGAGAGGGGAGAGGAUGGGUGUAUAGAGGUGAGGGGGUAUGCGUUGCCUAGUGGGACGGACGGGCCGGUGGUGAAGGUUGAGGUUAGUGGGGAUGGAGGGGAGACUUGGACGGAGGCGGCGAUAUUGGAGCGGCAGGAGGAGGAGGUGAUGGGCGCCGAGUUGAAGUGGGCGUGGUCUUUGUGGAGAGCGAGAGUGAGGGUGGAGAGUGGGGAGGGAAGGAGGGUGUUGAGUCGGGCGGUGGAUUCGAAGGGGAAUACGCAGGCGGAGUGUCCCGAGUGGAAUUAUAGAGGCGUGGCAUAUAAUGGAUAUGGGGAGGCGACGGGGCUGCAUGUCGUCUGAGUGGGUUACGAGUCCGGGUUUGCAUUUCCUCUGCACUGUUCUUGAGCAGCAUUAGUGGGUUAAUCAAAGGAGAUGUUUGUGUCUGAAAUCCUCGAUAUGAAAAACGGUCUUCGA